This is a messenger RNA of Elgaria multicarinata webbii, 1035 nucleotides long. RefSeq names its product cysteine-rich venom protein-like. The record is from RefSeq and is a predicted model, not a curated record. The annotation marks the transcript as partial. The transcript is spliced from 8 exons. Lineage: Eukaryota; Metazoa; Chordata; Lepidosauria; Squamata; Anguidae.
CUAUUCAGAAGAGACAAAAAAGAACACACUGUAAAAGAAAUGCUUCUUUCAAUUCUGCUCCUGCCCUUGGCUGCUGUGCUGCAUCCAUCUCUAGGAGAGGAUUACUCAGGCAUAGUGAGCGAUCUCACUGAAGAGAUGAAGACAGAAAUUCUUGACAACUUUAAUGCCGUUAGAAGAGGGGUGCAGCCAACUGCCAGCAAUAUGGUGAAGAUGACAUGGAGUGAGAGAGCUGCUGAGACUGCUGAAAUAUGGAUCAGGAAAUGUCAACCAAAAAGGUUUCCCAGAGAUGAGCGAAUGGUGGAUGGAAUCUUAUGUGGUGAGACUAGGAUGCAAGCAACUUAUACCCUCUCCUGGUCAGAAGUAAUCAACACAUGGAAUAAAAAAGCAUCUAACUUCCAGUAUGGAGUUGGAGCUAUUAACACAAAUAUAAACAUUUAUUUUUAUACUCAGAUGAUUUGGUAUAAUUCACAUAAGGUUGGAUGUUCACUUGCCUUCUGCAACGAUAAUAAGUACGAAUUUGUGUAUGUGUGCCUUUACUGCCCUGUGGGAAAUAUAGCAGAGAAAGUUGCAACGCCCUACAAAGAAGGCCCAUCUUGUGAAGAUUGCCCUCACAGCUGUGAGAAUAAGCUCUGUACUCAGCCAUGCGAGUAUUAUGAUGAAAACGUGUACUGCGAACAGAUGAUAAGGUUGUUCGCCUGUGAACACAAAGUUAUGCAAGAUAUGUGUAAAGCCACUUGUAGAUGCCCAUCCGGGAUCAUGUAAGACACAUGAGCAAUGGAAGAUUGAUUUUAAUAUGACUGUUUUUACUGAAGAAAACAGAAAUUCAGCAUUAAAAGGAAACUUUCCCCCCCUAAACUUGGUCAAAAUUUUGAAUUUAAAAUAAUUGCUGUAAAAAAGGGCAUUUCCAAGAGUCAUUUGCAAAGAAGACAACUUUAUCAACUCCUCUUAUUAUUAUUUAUAUAUUAUGCUGCUUUAGAAAAUGUUUUGAAUCCUUCAAACCUAAACAUUUGAACAUUGCAAAAAUAUUCAAUAAUA